AUGUUGCUGAUAAACAUCGAACAUUUAUAUCUGGACUGUAGGUGUGGGGAACAUUGGACAGAAACCUGCCCUGGGUAUUUGCGCCUCGUAUCUGUGGGACACGCCCUGAUUCUGAGUGUGGUGUUUGCAGGAGUUUUCCUAGCCCCAGUUUUAACCAACAUCAUUGUAAACAACGAGGGAAAUGUUGGAGGGACUUCACAUCAAUCUGUCAACAUCGAUCACAAAAGGAAGGUGGUGAACAUAGACCACAACAAUGGCUGGAAUUCUUGGAACACCAUCUGGGAUUAUGGCACUGGUUUCAUGGCAACCCGGAUAUUUUCCAAGAAAACCUGCUUCAUCACCAGAAUGAAUAAACAGAUCAUGCCAGACAUAACUACUCUUCCCAAAGCCAUCCGGGAAAAACAGAAGAAUCCUAGAAGUGGACCUGCCCCAAAGGAGGUCUCCUUCACUGUUUCCCAUAAGAGAAUUUCAGAUCUGUCCAUCUAUGGGAAGCAGGUGCAAGCAUUUUGCCGAGGGAUCCCCAGCUAUCUUGCUUCUGAAGUUAAAAAGCCAAGCUUUUUCUUCUCCGAAGAAUCAUCCUGUACCCGACUGAAAAUCCUUUUCCUCCUCCACUUCUCUUACUGCCACGAAGCCAUGUACGAGUAACUCUCGGCUCGGCUAACCUCAGCCUGGGAUACGUUGCAGGGGUGAUUAGCAGCAUUGUUUCCUUCUCUACGCAGAGGGCAGAAAA
Molecule: messenger RNA, 730 nt
Organism: Ahaetulla prasina
Lineage: Eukaryota; Metazoa; Chordata; Lepidosauria; Squamata; Colubridae
Gene: GKN1
Product: gastrokine 1
Exons: 7
Coding region: 1-645 (214 amino acids)
Biological process (GO): regulation of cell population proliferation
Source: RefSeq, a predicted model, not a curated record